Aspergillus fijiensis CBS 313.89 is the source of this 525-nucleotide messenger RNA. Its product is annotated as putative ubiquitin conjugating enzyme. Gene Ontology annotation, cellular component: cytosol; endoplasmic reticulum. The record is from RefSeq and is a predicted model, not a curated record. Bases 1 to 525 code for a protein of 174 amino acids. NCBI's taxonomy places the organism in Eukaryota, Fungi, Ascomycota, Eurotiomycetes, Eurotiales, Aspergillaceae. The transcript is spliced from 3 exons.
AUGGCCACCACCGCCGCCGGUCGCAUGCUGUCACGGCAGCUGCAGCAGAUGCAAUCGGACAAGGACAUCCCCGGCAUCAGCUGUGGAUUGGUCGACAACAACGUCUUCGAGUGGGAGGUGAUGCUCAUGAUCUCGGAUGAUGUCAAGCUCUACGGCGGUGGUUUCUUCCGCGCCAGACUCUCCUUUCCCCCGGAUUACCCUCACAUGCCGCCGAAGAUGAAGUUCGAGACUCCUCUCUUCCACCCGAACAGUAUGUUCCCGCCGCCCUUCUACCCCAACGGCGACGUCUGCAUCUCCAUCCUCCACCCCCCCGAGGAGGACAAAUACGGCUACGAAUCCGCCGCCGAGCGCUGGUCCCCCGUGCAGACCCCCGAAACGAUCCUGCUCUCCGUCAUCUCCAUGCUGUCCAGCCCCAACGACGAGAGCCCCGCCAACGUCGAGGCGGCGCGGCUAUGGCGCGAGAACCCCCAGGAGUUCAAGAAGCGGGUGCGCAAGUGCGUGCGCGACAGCUUGGGCGAGGAGUAA